CACCCCCUUGAAUUAGCAGUAUUUAAACAGAUCCAGAAACCAACUAGAAACCAGGAAGAAACUUGUAGGCAAACAGGUUUCUGGCCUUGCUGAAACUAAGAUUUUGCAAUGGAUUCUUUGAAUGCUGCAAACUCUCAAUUUGCCUUUGAUCUCUUCAUGAAGCUAUAUGAAGAACAUAAAACUGAGAACAUAUUUUUGUCUCCAUUAAGCGUCUCAGUGGCUCUGGCCAUGGUGUAUCUCGGUGCUAAAAACAACACUGCAGUUGAGAUGGCCAAGGUUCUGCAUUUUCACACGGUACAUGAUGUCCAUGCAAAAUUCAAGGAAUUAAUGGAUAACGUCAACAAACCUGAUGCUCCUUAUACUCUAAGAGUGGCCAACCGCAUAUAUGGAGAGGAAACGUACAACAUUCUCAGAGAAUUUCAAAGCUCCAGUUUGAAGUACUAUGGGGCAGAAUUGGCUCCUGUUGGUUUUAGAAGACAGCCAGAAGCUGCCAGGAACGAAAUUAAUACUUUUGUUGAAAAUAAGACAGAGGAUAAAAUCCAAAAGUUGAUACCAGCGGAUGCGAUUACCCCUCAGACAAUUCUUAUUCUUGUAAAUGCCAUCUACUUUAAAGGAAAGUGGGAGAGCAAAUUUAAUGAAAAAGAUACGUACGAAGCCCUCUUCAAGCUGAACAAGAAAGAGACCAAAUCAAUAAAUAUGAUGACCCAGAAGGCAAGUUUUAAAUUUAGGCAUAUUGAGGAACUGAAAGCCAGUGUUCUUGAGCUUCCUUAUGAGGAGAACGAGCUGAGUAUGGUCAUCCUACUGCCUGAUGGCAUCAACGACAGCACAACUGGACUCGAACAGCUUGAACAGGCACUUGCAAACAAUUCUCUGCUUAAAUGGAUUAACCUGGAAAAUAUGAGAAGAAGGAAGGUUGAAGUUCAUCUGCCCAGAUUUAAACUGGAAGACCAGUUUCAACUUGAAGAAAUACUUCCAGCAAUGGGAAUGCGUGAUGCCUUUGAUUCAUUAGGGGCUGAUUUCACUGGCAUGUCUGAGAAAAGGGAUCUCUGGUUGUCAAAGGUUAUUCAUAAAUCCUUUGUGGAAGUUAAUGAAGAGGGCACUGAAGCAGCUGCAGCUACAGCAGCAAUAAUGACCCGCACUCUAGCAGUCAACAUUACACCCACAUUUGUAGCAGAUCACCCCUUCCUGUUUUUCAUCAAACACAACAAAACACAGAGCAUUUUGUUUAUGGGUCAAUACACUUCACCAGUGGAUGAGGUUGUGGAAAGUGGAGACGGAGGCAACAUGACACAGCAGGUCCAAAGCUGCUUCACACAACAAUAUCAAAAGGUGCAAAGGGUCAACUUCUGAUUCAAGUAAAUAUAUUGCAUUACACACAUAUAGGGAAUUUCUCAAUUCCAAUUGGCAAAUGGGAACUAUUUGGUAUUGGGCUGAUUUAAUUUACAUAAGGAUGACAUAUCUACCUUCUUUGUUUAAGAAGGAACUGCAAAUGCUGGAAAAUUGAAGGUAGACAAAAAUGCUGGAGCUCACUCAGCGGGUGAUGCAGCAUCUAUGGAGCGAAGGAAAUAGGCGACGUU
Leucoraja erinaceus (little skate) is the source of this 1577-nucleotide messenger RNA. RefSeq names its product leukocyte elastase inhibitor-like. Lineage: Eukaryota; Metazoa; Chordata; Chondrichthyes; Rajiformes; Rajidae. Gene Ontology annotation, molecular function: serine-type endopeptidase inhibitor activity. The record is from RefSeq and is a predicted model, not a curated record. Gene Ontology annotation, biological process: negative regulation of endopeptidase activity. The transcript has 7 exons. The coding region runs from base 109 to 1350 and encodes 413 amino acids.